Molecule: messenger RNA, 4175 nt
Organism: Trichoplusia ni (cabbage looper)
Lineage: Eukaryota; Metazoa; Arthropoda; Insecta; Lepidoptera; Noctuidae
Gene: Kap-alpha1
Product: importin subunit alpha-7
Exons: 10
Coding region: 181-1746 (521 amino acids)
Biological process (GO): NLS-bearing protein import into nucleus
Cellular component (GO): cytoplasm; nucleoplasm; nucleus
Molecular function (GO): protein binding; nuclear import signal receptor activity
Source: RefSeq, a predicted model, not a curated record
UAUUAUCUGUGAUUCGGCUAUAUGACGUGAUUGCACGUUAAGCAGGUAAUUUCUGUUUCUGUCUCAUCUCAUCUGAGCGAUGAUCUUUUAAUAUCUACGGCUAUAUUAUUUUAUCGAUGGUGGAUUGAUUUGCAAAAUCUGAUAAUUUUCUUUGCUUUUACGCUCCUGGUUCCUAAAAUUAUGUCUGGUGGACACAAACAUCGUUAUAAAAAUGCUGGCCUAAGUGCUGAUGAGCUACGUCGGCGAAGAGAAGAAGAGGGCGUGCAAUUAAGGAAACAGAAACGGGAACAGCAGUUGUUCAAAAGGAGAAAUGUCAAUCUCCCUGCCCCUAAUGCACCGGAUAUUGCACUACAGGAUGACAUCAAUAUAUCUCCAUCCGAUGACAUCUCCCAAGCAAUGGUUGCGGCCCUUUAUGGGGAUAAUCCACAUGAGCAAGUGACAGCAACACAGAAGUUCCGGAAGCUGUUAAGCCAAGAACCCAAUCCACCUAUUGAUGAAGUUAUUCGGACUGGAAUAGUUCCUAAAUUUGUUGAAUUUCUUACCAAUAGCACCAAUCCGACAUUGCAGUUCGAGGCGGCAUGGGCGCUCACAAACAUAGCGUCGGGCUCGUCGGAGCAGACCCGCGUGGUGGUGGAGUGCGGCGCGGUGCCCGUGCUGGUGAGCCUGGUGGCGGACGGCGGCAGCGACGACGUGCGCGAGCAGGCCGUGUGGGCGCUCGGCAACGUGGCCGGCGACUCGCCGCGCUGCCGGGACACCGUGCUCGCCGCCGGCAUCCUGCCGCCGCUACUAGAGCUAUUAAAUAAGUAUACCAGGUUAUCUAUGACCAAAAAUGCUGUAUGGACUCUUUCAAAUUUAUGUAGAGGCAAAAAUCCUCCUACAAACUUCGAAGCUGUUGCUCCGGGUAUUCCAGUUUUAGCGCGACUGUUACAUCAUACUGAUGCCGAUGUAUUGAGCGAUGCCUGUUGGGCUCUCUCGUACCUAUCGGACGGACCAAACGAAAAAAUACAAGCGGUUAUAGAUGCAGGCGUCUGCAGGCGACUUGUUGAACUACUUAUGCACAACAAAUCGACAGUGGUGUCGGCGGCCCUGCGCGCCGUGGGCAACAUCGUGACGGGUAACGACGCGCAGACGCAGGCCGUGCUGAACUGCAACCCGCUGCCCAACCUGCACGCGCUGCUGCGCUCCAGCACCGAGGCGCUGCGCAAGGAGGCCUGCUGGACGCUCUCCAACAUCACCGCCGGGAACGCCGCGCAGAUACAGGCGGUAAUUGAUGCGAACAUAUUCCCGGCACUGAUUGAAAUUUUAAGGCAAGCUGAGUUUAAGACAAGGAAAGAAGCGGCUUGGGCGAUUACGAACGCGACUAGUGGUGGAUCUCAUGACCAAAUUAGGUAUUUAGUUGAACAGGGUUGUAUACCACCCUUAUGUGACUUAUUAACAUUAACUGAUGCGAAGACGGUCCAAGUGGCUCUUAAUGGAAUAGACAAUAUACUAAAGGCUGGCCAGCAGUCUGAUCAACAUGACAAUCCUUAUGCUGUCCUUAUCGAAGAAUGCUUUGGUUUGGACAAAAUAGAAUUCCUGCAGUCUCACGAAAACCUUGACAUCUAUCAGAAAUCUUUCGAGAUUAUCGAAAACUAUUUCGGAUCUGAAGAGGAAGAUGGCAGACUAGCGCCGGCUGUGUCCUCUACUACAGACCAGUACCAGUUCAGCACCGACCAGUCGGUGCCUAUGGGAGGCUUCCAAUUCUAACCUAGGCUUAAAACGCUUCUUUAUAUUGAUGCUGACUGUGCAGUAAGUAUAUAUUUAUUUUGACUUCGUACUACUUGUAUAUACCGCACAAUUGGCAUAACAGAAAAUGUAUAACUAGCUUUUCAGUAGAUAUAAUGGACAAUGCGCUGAGAGUUUUCGCUUUAGUCAAUGUCACAAAUUAAUAAGAAUUGUGGGAAAGCGCUUUUAUUCUUACAAAUGUACAACUUUCCAAGCUUUUGCUAUUUGCAGGUUUAUUUAUUUUUUUAUCUCACAACUAACACCCUUGCAAUAUUGCCAGUUGUCUUAUAUAGCUCAUAUUAGCUGGUGACCCUUGAUUUAUUACUAUCAGACUAUAUUGUUAUCUUACUAUAAGAUAAUUAUCGCUUGUGUAUAAAUUGCGCCUAAGUUGUAUGAAAUAAUUGGCAAACAUGUAACGAUUCGUAAGAAGCGUACUAUUUACGACAAUAUUUCACAAUAAUAUCCCGUUUUUUAUUAACUUGGAUAGUUAAGAUUCAACAUAUUUAUGUAGUUUAGAUUAUGAAUAAGUACCUACUUAUAAUUACUAAUAAUCUUUGCAUGUCUCAAUUUCACUGGAGAACAUCACAAGUGUUAAAUUUAUUGAAACAAGCUGUUGCACACUUAGGUGGGAGGUACAAUCCUGAAUUGCUCAUCAAUCUCACAAAACAUUUUCAUAUCUUGGAACAUUAUUUAAAACGUAUAUAAUUUAUUUAUUAAUUCAGCUUUGUUUAUAUGUGUAUAAUUUACUUGUUGUAUUUGUGGUACUAUUUAGUCAGUUGUGUUAAUACUAAGUUUUAGUUAUGUAAGUAAAGAACAUUAAAUGUUGUAAUGAGCUUACAUGCCACAAGCACUUUCUAACCUAGAGUGCAUUAUAUAUGUAGUUAAAUACCAAAAUUCUUCAUAUUAUUGGAACUAUUAACACCAUGUAAAAUCAUUCAUGUAACAUGUAAGUAAUUUUAAAUUACGUGUCUUUUGUUUGUUGUUUUGGUCAUAGUGCAUCAAAUGAAUACACGAAACAAGCAAUAUUUAUUAAAAUUCUUAAUUGUAUUAAUAAUAUUAAUGUCAGUAAGUAUACCAUCUUAAACCAUAUUUUGAUCGAUUAGUUUUAAAUGUACCUAUUGCUUUAAAUUACGGUUUUACUUCUAUUAUGAUUAUUUGUUCAUGGCUUGAAAUGUAUCGAUCUAGUACAAACACCACUGAAAUCACCAUUUGUAUUAAGUGUAAACAAAUUUACUUUCAAUUAUUUUAUUUGUUAGUCAUUAACUUUUAAUGGUUACUAUAAAUAUAAAAUUAAGUAUGUAAAAAAAUAUAACCGUAAAAUGUUGACUCAUUAAAUAAUUGGAUUGACAAUAUGUACACUGUAUAAUUUAUAUAUCUUAUGUGGCUAAGUUUGUGUUCCAAAAUUUCAAUACAAACAUGAAAAAAUAUUCAUUGUAAUGGCACAAAAUGUUACGAAUUACCAAAUAACCUUAUCAUCUGCAUCUUUAUCUUUUUCAUGAUAUACAAUGUCUACCACACACAGAAAUUAUAGCCUUAUGUUCAUUGAAUCCAAUUAAAACAUAUUUUAUUUAUUUGGAUUUAGUCAGAGUUUUUGGGUUUUUUAUAAAGUAAGCGAAUUAAAAUAAUUUAACUGACAUUAACUCUUGUUUUAAACUUAUAAUAAUGUAAAAAUGACUGUGCGAAAUUGUACGAACAUACAUUUAUCUUAAAAUCGAUUAUAGAAGGUCACAUCUCUGACCUUUUUAUUCGUCAUAAAAUUGCUAAAAUAUUUAAAGCUCCUUUUGUGAAAGUACCGACAAAAUAAUAUAAUUGACACUAUUGGUGGCAUAACUCGAUAACCUGAGAUAACUUUUAGCAUUUAAUCGUUUCUGUAUGUCUAGCAAUAUUACAAAACACGUUAUCAUUGGCUAGUUUAAUUGGCUUAAUGUAUGCUAUUCAUAUGAUUAAACAAUGUCUUAAUUUCGUUGUCAUGUAAUACUCUUAAUUGGUAUCACCUUUCAUUGUCUAGAUAUGUAGCUUUUUAAGAAAUUAGUGAGAUAUCUGUUUUUGUUCUAGUGAUAAUGCUGUGUUGUGAUAUAAAAAUUUUCUUUUUUCAGAUAUCUAUGUGUAUACAGAAGUGGGUAGAAUCUACAACUUCGUUGAAUUAACUGUUAUCUGAUCAAACUCUACACAAAUGUGUAUGUAAUUAUAUUUUGCACCCAUUAUGUAUAGAUUAUUUUAUUAAUUUAUAUAAUUAACAAAGGAAUUCGCCUUCUUAUUUUUUUUACUGUAGAUAAUGGCGUAUCUAGUUCAUUUAUUUUGUAGUAUGUAUUUGUUGGCCUUCACGCUUUUGUUACUAAAAUAAUAAACCUUGUAUAUUGUUAUGUGAAAAAAUAUCAUUUCAUAAUGUAUUACAGAUUGGUACCAACACA